This is a messenger RNA of Mobula hypostoma (lesser devil ray), 5717 nucleotides long. RefSeq names its product calcium/calmodulin-dependent protein kinase type 1D-like. Lineage: Eukaryota; Metazoa; Chordata; Chondrichthyes; Myliobatiformes; Myliobatidae. Gene Ontology annotation, biological process: peptidyl-serine phosphorylation. Gene Ontology annotation, cellular component: intracellular anatomical structure. The record is from RefSeq and is a predicted model, not a curated record. Gene Ontology annotation, molecular function: calcium/calmodulin-dependent protein kinase activity; calmodulin binding; ATP binding. Bases 178 to 1578 code for a protein of 466 amino acids. The transcript is spliced from 12 exons.
CCCCGCCGAGGAUUUGAGUCUAAUCCGCGCCGCUCGCAGCCCGACCGGACUCAGCCUGUGGCGGGGAUUGCGAGCUCGUUGUCCGGCCAGGCUGACCCCCCGGUGCCGCGUCCCCGGGCACUGACCGAUGGUCCAGGGCGGUGCGCUCCCCGGGGGUUCGGCUGUGGGAACCCCGCGAUGGGUCGCAAGGAGGAGCGCGUGUGCUGGAAAAAGCAAACGAGCAACAUCGCCGACAUCUUCCAGUUAAUGGAACUCCUGGGCUCAGGGGCCUUUUCAGAAGUGUAUCUGGCUAAGGAGCGGGCAACGGACAAACUGGUGGCCCUGAAGUGUCUUCAGAAGAAGAAGGAUGCUGUUGUGUUGGAAAAUGAAAUUAUGGUUUUGAGAAAGAUCAAACACGAAAACAUCAUCGCUCUGGAGGACAUCUAUGAGAGUCCCACCCACUACUACCUGGUCAUGCAGCUGGUGUCUGGAGGAGAACUUUUUGACAGGAUUCUGGAUCGCGGAGUUUACACGGAGAAAGAUGCCAGCUCUCUGAUACGACAGGUUCUCGAGGCAGUACGGUAUCUCCAUGAGAACGGAGUGGUACAUCGAGACUUAAAGCCUGAAAACCUGUUAUACUACAACUCUGAUGAAAACUCCAAAAUCAUGAUCAGCGACUUUGGCCUGUCCAAGAUGCAGGACAUGGGGGUGAUGUCCACAGCAUGUGGCACUCCUGGCUAUGUGGCUCCUGAGGUUCUCCAUCAGAAACCCUAUGAUAAAGCAGUGGAUUGCUGGUCUAUUGGAGUCAUCGCAUACAUCCUGCUGUGUGGUUACCCUCCUUUCUACGAGGACACUGACUCAAAGCUCUUUGCUAGGAUUUCGAAGGCUGACUAUGAAUUUGACGCUCCGUUUUGGGACAAUAUCUCAGAGCAGGCAAAAAGUUUUAUCCGUCACUUGCUGGAGAAAGACCCGAAGAAACGGUUCACUUGUGAGCAAGCUCUACGCCACCCCUGGAUUUCAGAGUACCGCGCCCCACUGCGCAACAUCUUCCGCUCCGUCAGCUUGCAGCUCACCAAGAACUUUGCCAGGAGGACGUGGAAGCGGGUAAUCAAUGCUACCCUAAUAGUUCAGCACAUUCAGAAACUGCAUUCAGCUUCAGAUCAGAGGGUGGCCAAUUCCAACUGCAAUCAAGGAGACUCCAAGCUGGCUUCUGCAGACACCUUCAAGGAGUUGCAACAGACAAGAGUCAGACAACAUUCUGCUCCGAGCCUUCUGACCAACAGCCAGGAGGACAGCGGGAACUUGACUGCAGACCUUGUUCCAAAAGCGCCUCUUCAUCGGGGAGUGAGUGGGGAGGCAUGGAUCGCAGGUCGGGAGCCGGACGUCUCACCCGAGAAGGACACACUCAUCAGCUGUGUAGCACGUGAGGACCUGCUGACGGGAGCACUGGAGGACGGAGACCGCGCAACCGGAUCUCCUGGGCCAACUGAAGCCGGUACUCGAGACAUGUCAGCUCCCUGCCAAGGUAUGAAGCUGAAGGGAUGGAACAGCAUCGAACGUGUUGAGGUCAGGCAGACGGGAGUGUGCUUACUGAUGUGACUCUCGGACACGGUGGCUUCACGGACCAGUGAGUGAUCGAAGGCUGAAUGGACAGAUGCUCGGUAACAUCUGGUUGACAUGGAGAACUGACCAGAACUGAGGGACGAGAAAUUUAACCACGCCAUGGGGUCUUCAUUGUUACUGAUCCUCCUGGUCUGAGUGAGAAACCUGCACCGUGGAAGUAAGGAUUGGAUUGGAGAGGAUAGACAGCAGACAAGACUGGACCCAAUGCAAAUACUUAAGUCCAUUUGAACUUAUUGUUGACCAUAGGCAGUAUGGUUUUAGAUUUUCAAAUUAUGCAUUAAAUGGCAGAAGUGAAUAAUUAUGCUCAAAUAACAUGUUUGGCUUUUGUAGGUUGUUUUUAAUUAAUGACAUAGUCAGUUUAUGUGGAAUUCUGUAUAAGCUAGUGGAUGUCGAGCAAUUUGUAUAGCCUCCCACAGCUGUUGAGAGGUUUGGUUUAAUUAGGGACUCGGACUUGCUGGACUUUGCAGAGGUAAUAUUAUGGGUAGAAUAGGUCCAUCUCCUCAAGUCUUUAGGUGAUUACUGGGAGUCUGACCUUCAACUCUCCUCUAAACUUUGUCCUUGAGCUCGUGAUCACAGCUCGAGAGAACGUCAGGGCUGCCCACUUUACUUAGAAAGGGCAGCAAAGCUGUUUCAGGGAUCGUGUUCCUCCCACACAAAAGAAUUACCGUACUGUCAUAACUAUGAAGUGGAAGUGCAAAGCAGGACUGACAGGUGCGUCUCAGCUAUCUAGUAUAAUCGCAGGAGAUAAUGUUUUUGUAGGCUUUGCGGACUAACUUUGUGAAUCCCUACAUUUGGCUCUGGUAAGGGUCUGUUAAAUGACACAAUCCUUGUGUAUUCUGUGAGUUCUAUGUUCCUGUGUUGCUUUGUAAGGUAGCUAGGAGGGCAACAUGAGGAUUGGACCAACAGUGGAUCUGAGGAAGAGAAUCAGCCUUUAGUCAAGUGCUCCUGCUUCCUCUCUCUCUGCUUCCACAGAACAUAGAGCCAAGAUGCUGCCUGUCCCACUGAGUGUUUCCAGCAGCUGUUUUAUUUCAGGUUUUCAGAAUCUGCGGUUUAUUUAUUUGUCUUUUGUUUUCAUCUUCGGUUUUUGGAAUCUGCGGAUUUUUACCUGUACACUCUGUUUAUAUUUCAGGUUUCCAGAAUCUGCAGAUUUUUUUUCCUUUGUAUUUUCUGUUUUUGUUUCAGGUUUCCAGAAGCUGCAGCUUUUUGCUCCACACCAGCAGGCUCCAUUUGUAAAACUCAAAGGAUUUUGUUCUAUCUUGUUGGCUUUCAAAGCUGUGCAUUAAUUUGGAUGGUGAAUAGCUGUGUAGGGGCUCCUAACAUCAUGGUCCUAGAAAAGUUCAGCACAGAAACAGGCCCUUUGGCCCAUCUAGUCCAUGCUGAACCAUUUAAGCUGCCUACUCCUGUCAGCUGGCACCCCUCCAUAGCCCUCCCAUCCAGGUACCUAUCCAAACAUUUCUUAAACAUUGAAAUUGAGCUUGCAUGCAUUCAAGAUCCUCUGAGUGAAGAAAUUUCCGCUCAUGUUUAGCUUAAACUUUUCACCUUUCAUCCUUAACCCAUGACCUCAAGUUGCAGUCCCACCCAACCUCAGUGGAAAAAGCCUGCUUGCGUUUACCCUAUCUAUACCCCUCAUAAUUUUGUAUACUUCUAUCAAAUCUCCCCUCAAUCUUCUACAUCCGAAGGAAUGAAGUUCUAACCUAUUCAAUCUUUACUUGUAACCCAGGUCCUCCGGUCCCAGCAACAAGGUUGUAAAUUUUCUCUGUACUCUUUCAGUCUUACGUCUUUCCCGUAUGUAGAUGACCAAAACUGUUCUGUGAGUUUAAGAGCUAGUUCAUGUGUCUGCAUUGCUUCGUAAGGUAGUCAGGUAGGCAAUAUGGGGAUUGGACCAAUGGUGGAUCUGAGGAAGAGAAUCAACUGUGUGGCCAACAGCUCCUGCUUCCUUUCUCAGCUUCCAUAGUACAUAGAACGUUUAAGCACAAUACAGGUCCUUCGGUGCACCAUGUCCUGCCAAUCUUUAAACCUACUCUAAGAUCAAUCUAAUCCUUCCCUCCCAUACAGCACUCCAUGUUUCUAUCAUCCAUGUGCCAAUCUAAAAGUAAUGCCUCUAAUGUUUCUGCCUCUACCACCACCCAGGCAGUGCAUUCCAGACACCCAACUCUCUCUGUGCGAAAAGCCCAUCUCUGACACCGCCACCACCCCCCCCCCACCAAACGUUCUAAUAUUAUGCCCUCUGGCAUUCGCCAUUUCCCCUGGGGAAAGGUCUCUGGCUGUCCACUCGAUCUAUGCUUCUUAUCAUCUUAUACACCUCUAUCAAGUCACCGUUCAUUCGUUUUCACUCCAAAGAGAAAAGCCCAAGCCCGAGCCCUAGCUUCCAGUUAAUGAAUUGAAAUUUAGAGAGGAACUCGGGAUAGACCACCGUUCUGACAAUGGCCAUUGACCUGAAAUGUUGACUCUGUUUCACUGUAGGUUCUGUCCAAAAUGCUCAGUGUUUCCAACUUUGCAUUUUAUUAUGGAAAGGAAAACUGAGUUGAUGACUCACCGUGUCUCUGGCCCUGAAGUGUUAAUUGUUUCUAUUUACAAGAUGCUGUCUGUCUGUGUGUUUCCAGCACCAUUUUUAUUUCAGGUUUCUAGAAUUUGCAGCUUUCUAUAUGUAUUCUCUGUUUUUGCUUCUGGUUACUAGAAUCUGCGGUUUAUUUACUUGUAUUAUUUUUAUUUCAGGUUUCCAGAAUCUGCAGACUUUGAUUUGUAUUCACAGUUUUUGUCUCAGGUUUCCAGAAUCUGCAGACAUUUUAUCUGUAUUCUCUGUUUUUAUUUCAGGUUUCUAGAAUCUGCAGACUUUGACUUGUAUUCAGUUUUUGACUCAGGUUUACAGGAUUUGCACAUCUUUGCUCCACACCAGAAUUUCUAAAAUUCAAGGGAUUUUGUUCUAUCUUUUUGGUUUUUAAAGCUAUGCAUUAAUUUGGUGGGUGAGUAGCUGUGUAGAGGCUCCUCAUAUAACUUAUAUUUGGAUUCAGCUGGAAGGUUUUGCAUACAGUGUCUUAUAAAAGUAUCCAGCCCCCAUUACAAACAGGGAUUUAACUGAGAAUUUUUAUUUCCAAAUCACAUGCUCUAUUUUUUCCACAGGACAUGUCAGCAGUUCAAAAGUAUUCACCCCCCCCCCCCCCCGCUUGCUCAGUGAGUAGUUGAACCUCCUCUUGCAUCUGCUACUGCCAGUAGUCUUUCUGGAUAAAUCUCAGUUAGCUUUGCACAACAUGAUGGAGCAAAAUUUGCUAAUUCCUCCUUGUGAAAUUGCUCAGGCUGUGCCAGGUUAGUUGGGGAGCAGCAGUGGACAGCAAUCUUAGGGUCUUGCCAGAGGUGUUUGAUUGGGUUAAGGUCUGGGCUCUAACUGGGCCACUCAAGGACAGCAAUUUUCUUCAUUUGAAGCCACUCUGACAGUGUGCUUUGGGUUGUUAUCCUGCUGAAAGAUGAACUUUCUCCCCAGUUUAAGCUUUCUGGCAGAGGCCAACAGGUUUUUAUUCAGGAUCUAUCUGUAUUUAGCAGCAUUCAUCUUCCCGUCAAUCCUAACCAGAUUUCCAGUCCCUGCUGUUGAACAGCGUCCCCAUAGCAUGAUGUUACCUCCACCAUAAUUUAUAGUUGGGAUGGCGCAACCCAGCUGAUGCAUAGAAUUAGAUUUACAUCACACAUAUCGCUAAGAAAAGCAUAAGUUUUCCUGUAAGCACUUUGCAAAGUAUCAUUUAGAAGAUACUGUAAAUAUGUGGAAGAGAGUCUUGUGGUUGGUUGAGACUAAAGUGGAAUUUAUUGGCCUCAACACCAAGUGUUGCAUAUUGUGAAUGUCUCCAUUUAUCAUGGAGGCAUUCACCUGAUCCGGCUAACGAUAAAUCAAACCCUCGCUAAUCGAGGCGCUCAGCUUCCGAGCUGGUGAUGGUGGAUGGUUGAGAGACCUUGCCGUUGUCUCUGCCUGGUGAUGCCCUUUAAAUCUGAGCAUCGGUUUUAAUUUUCUCUUAAAACUGCAUUUGAAAACUCAAAGUGAAGUACGUUUCGCCUUCCAGUUGCAUUGUGUUGAACAAAAUUACCAAAAUCGCUUCUGAGAAAUGUUUCUGUAGAUAUAAAGAUUAAAG